UGAUACCAAAGGAAACGACAACACACACGGACACGGUCCUUAACGCAUAAGAUACACAGAAAAAUUGGCAUCCCCAACCCCAACCCCAACCCCAAACCCAAACCCUACCCUUUUAUAUCUCCAUCAAGACGAGAAAGAGGAGAUGCAGACCAACAACUUUUUCCCCACAAUUAUACUACUUCUCUUAUUGCUCUUGAUCCCAUCAAUGGCGGAAGACUCAUCAUCAUCAUCUGACGCCCAAGUUCACAUUAUUUAUACCGAAAGACCUCAUGACCAGGACCCAGAAGCCUAUCAUAUCAAGACCCUCUCCUCUGUUCUUGGAAGUGAGGAUGCUGCAAAGAAGGCUCUGCUGUACAGCUACAAGCAUGCUGCCAGUGGCUUUUCUGCUAAGCUGACUCCUGAGCAAGUCUCUGCCAUUUCAAAACAACCUGGUGUGCUCCAGGUUGUUGCAAGUCAGAGCGUGCAGCUGCAUGGUGGUGGACGAGGUAGAGGUGCGAGUAUCAACGUUUGAAAGACUAAUGCUUUACUAAUAUCCUACCUCUUCACUGUCUCUUUAUGCCUUGUGGACAACUUCCUGUGUACGUCGGAUGCCUCAUCUAAAUAAGUGGGUAUCUUUUAUGUAAAUAAAAUCCGCUACUAGGCGCGAUUUGUGAGACAUUUCCUAACUGUGUGUAUAACACAGUUAAUACAUACCACCAUUGUAAUGAUCUAAUAUAGUCUGUUUC
Molecule: messenger RNA, 725 nt
Organism: Sesamum indicum (sesame)
Lineage: Eukaryota; Viridiplantae; Streptophyta; Magnoliopsida; Lamiales; Pedaliaceae
Product: subtilisin-like protease SBT3.17
Source: RefSeq, a predicted model, not a curated record